Mya arenaria is the source of this 3136-nucleotide messenger RNA. RefSeq names its product caspase-3-like. The transcript has 6 exons. Gene Ontology annotation, cellular component: cytoplasm. Bases 167 to 1096 code for a protein of 309 amino acids. Gene Ontology annotation, biological process: apoptotic process; proteolysis. The record is from RefSeq and is a predicted model, not a curated record. Lineage: Eukaryota; Metazoa; Mollusca; Bivalvia; Myida; Myidae.
AUGUGUAUUAACUCAUUCACUAUUAUUUCUUUGUGAUUAAGGUGAUUUCCUAUUACUGUACUGCGUCUCCUCUGAGUCAGAAUUUGUUUUGAUGAUCUCACGCUAAGUGAAAGUGGGGUGGAAGUGGAAUCAACAUUCAACUAACGCGAAGCAGAUAUUCAGGAAAAUGAGCAGCAAAGAUACAGUGGAUGCAAAGACUAUUCCGGAUGACCGCACAGAUGCCAAGCCCCAUGGGGCUGGGGAGGGAAAAAUGCCCCAGUUACCAGGGCAACACAUGCCCCCUCUACCCAGAUCAGCAGGAGAAACAAUGAUGACUGCAGAGGAGUUCUUCGCUGACGAGUAUAAGAUGGACUACCCAAAUCGAGGACGGGCCAUUAUCAUUAAUAACAAGACGUUUGACCGCAGUCUUGGCCUUGGCGAGAGGACGGGAACAGAUCAAGAUGCCAUUGCCCUUCAUCAGCGCUGUGAAGAAAUGGGAUUUGAUGUAGAUAUGUACCAAGAUCUUAGAUGUGAAGAUAUGCGACAAGUGUUAUCCAAAGCGUCCCAAAAUGAAAACUACAACCAGGAGUCUGACUGCUUCAUGUGCGCAAUCCUGUCCCACGGGGAGGAGGGAGUGGUAUUUGGCAUCGACAGUAAAAUAGAGACUAAGCUACUCCUGGAGCCAUUCAAGGGAAACAACUGCAAUAGUCUUGUUGGCAAACCUAAAAUAUUCAUCAUUCAGGCUUGUCAGGGGUCCCAGUUUGAUGGAGGGGUCCAUGUUGAUGUGGCAGAUGCCAAGUCCCACAUGUCGAACCGGGAGAUCCAGGUGCACAAGAUCCCAUCCGAGGCUGACUUCCUCAUUGCAUACUCAGUUGUGCCAGGAUAUUUCUCAUGGCGUAACAGCGCCAAUGGCUCGUGGUUCAUCCAGGCCCUGUCCAGCGUUCUUGCCCAGAACUGGCAGAGUCUCGACCUCCUCACCAUCAUGACACGUGUGAACAAGAAGGUCGCAUAUGAGUUUGAAUCGCGCACGGGAAAGGAGUUCAUGAACCAGAAGAAGCAGAUACCUUGCAUCACGUCCAUGUUAACAAAGGAGGUCCGCUUCAAGUCCAAGAAAUAAACAUUCUUCGCACAACUGUGAUAGGACUCAUGUGUUUAUAGCCUUAACACUUUUUAAUUUUAAUUCAAUAGGUUCAAAAAUAAACAGAAUAUUGUUAUUUAGAUGUCAUUUAGUUAAAUAUUGUAUGCUGGGCUGUCUCUCAGCUCUAGGGGAAAUUUAGCCAGAAAAAGCGAAUUUUAAAAAAGAUUUACCAGGGUUAUUCUUUAAUAAAGUAUACCGUAAGUGAUUGAUGUGUCAUAUUGUCAAUUACAUUAACACUAGUAAUAACUGGAUUCUAUUGACGGCAUAUGGCAGGCAAACAAAUGCAUUUAUCAUUAGUUCGUUUUUUGUCCAAGUUUGAUAAAAAAAAUCUUCAUAAACAUGACAAUCUAAUGGAAGAUUUUAAUGUGAUUUUGGGGGGGGAAAAUGUAUACCAGGGGAAUGGGGCCAGGUUUCAGCUAAACACAAUUAGAAAGACAGCCCUGGUAUGUUUUUGAAAUCAUGAUUAAAAUACAUGUAUUCUUCUUUAGUCAUUUAAGGAAUCUGCAUGAUCUGUUUUAACUGUCACCUUUUAUACUCUUACAACUCACAGAUGACAAGUCGACAACGCUACCAAUAUUCCUUGGUCGCAAAGUAAAUGUAUAAUUCUGGGUAAUACACACAGUAUUACAUUUUAAUACUUUAAUGUUGGCACAUGUCAUAGACAUAAACAAAAAUUACAGAUCGAAUCAUAGACUUAAGGCGUACUUGCAAGUGUACAAUGACGGUGUCUUACCUUGUAAACCUGAUAUAGUCAUACCCAAUAUAAUACCAUGACACUUUUAGAACUUAAAAUUGACCUGAAAUAAGUAGUGUGUAUUUGUCAUCUGUUUAUAAAUGCGUGUAUAUGUGGUCAUCAAAAAUGUGAAUUGUUGGUAAUAUAUUGGUCUUCAAAAUAUGUAUGCACUUUAGCAGGAAUGUUUGGGCUAUUUAUAAAAUAUGAUGUGUAUAUAUAACUUGUAGUUUGUGCCUUGGAUUUCGGUCGUCUUUCACCAUGUAUCUGCCAUGCAGGUUAUGGUUUGUGAUCCCGUUCCCAUUUCAUUCCUUUGAAAUGUAGGAUGUCAAUAUAAAGCAGUGGUUGCUUCUUUCAUAACAUAUUUCUAGGAAACAUGUGGAAAAUGUAUGUCUUUUCAAGUUAAUGUGAACUUCAUUAGAAACUGACAUGACAUCACUUUUGAAGCCUCAUGAAAUAUUACACAACACCUUCAGGGGUGUGUUAUAUUUCUUGUAUUAUACCAAGCAUUUCAUAUUACUACUAACACUUUUUAAUUGCUUUUGAUGUGUUUUAUUACGUUUGGUCAUGUUUAAUUGCAACAAUUUUUAGCCGUUGUGAAAAUUGCAAAGCCACACUAAACAAUUUUCCUGAUGUCAGCAGUCCAUACAAUAUUUUUGGACAGGUCCGGAUUGGCAAAAUAUAUCUUAUGACCAAUGAGGUCAUAAAACUGGAUAUAUUUAUAAAAUACAGUGAUAUUCCAACCAUUGAAAUUUAUUUAUACAAAGGGACACAUUAAUGUAACUAACUGAUGUAUUUUAAUUUUCUAUUUAUGAUCCUUUAAAUAUUAAACUGCUGUAAUAAUAUUCAAUUUUACCCUGUUUCUCGAUCUCUUGCAUACCGUCCUAGGUAUCUAUAGUCAUUCUGCCUUUUGAGAUAUGCUGUUUAAGGUGUUUCAAAUAUGUUUAGUCAGGUUGGAGCAUCUCUCAGGAUAUUUAAAAUCUGUAAGCGUUUUUAAAUUCUCAUAUGAUAGUGUGUACGCAUGAAGUCAUCCAAAAUGCUUCUUUGAGAUUCUCUGUAUUCCAGUUACAUUGUCUCAAUAUACCAGUUCUCUGUAACUUGGUUAUUUUCUCUUGCCGUUUAUUUGUCAUUAAUGUUAAUGGACAUUUUGUUUAGGUAACAAGAUCUUAUGUAUUUUUUGAAUGACUGAGAAAAUUGCACUGUCGAUCAAUAUUCAUGUAUGUGUUCUAUUGUUUUACUCAUUUUAUCAUAUAAUUUUUGUAUGAAUAAAGUAUGUUAAUGAAACAUAA